This is a messenger RNA of Limulus polyphemus (Atlantic horseshoe crab), 9476 nucleotides long. RefSeq lists its product as uncharacterized. The transcript is spliced from 8 exons. Gene Ontology annotation, cellular component: cytoplasm. Gene Ontology annotation, biological process: microtubule cytoskeleton organization; protein phosphorylation; intracellular signal transduction. The record is from RefSeq and is a predicted model, not a curated record. The annotation marks the transcript as partial. Gene Ontology annotation, molecular function: ATP binding; tau-protein kinase activity; protein serine/threonine kinase activity. NCBI's taxonomy places the organism in Eukaryota, Metazoa, Arthropoda, Merostomata, Xiphosura, Limulidae.
GUUGCUAUUAAAACAAUUAAAAAGUCUAAGAUCGAGAGUGAAAAAGAUCUGAUUCGAAUCCGUCGAGAGAUCCAAAUUAUGUCUUCUAUUCAACAUCCACAUAUCAUCCAUAUUUACGAAGUGUUCGAGAACAAGGAAAAGAUUGUACUUGUUAUGCAGUAUGCCAGUGGAGGAGAACUGUAUGAUCUUCUUAGUGAGAGGAAAGUAUUUAUUGAAACAGAUGCUCGAAGACUAUUCCGUCAAAUCACUGCAGCUGUGUAUUAUUGCCACAAGAAUAAAAUCUGUCACAGAGACCUGAAGUUAGAAAACAUCUUGUUGGACGAGAAAGGAAACGCGAAAAUUGGAGACUUUGGCUUAUCGAAUGUUUUCAACGAUCGACGUUUAUUGAGUACUUUCUGUGGUAGUCCUCUUUAUGCUUCGCCAGAAAUCGUUAAAGGAGUUCCCUACCAUGGUCCAGAGGUGGACUGCUGGAGCCUGGGUGUCCUACUGUACACCUUGGUGUACGGAGCUAUGCCCUUUGAUGGUGGCAAUUUUAAACGUCUUGUGCGUCAGAUUUGUGAAGGAGAUUAUCACGAACCCAAAAUAAAAUCCGAGGCAUCUGGGUUAAUUCGACGUCUGUUGACAGUGAGUCCUGCUAAACGAGCCACCAUUGUAGACAUCUGUAUGGACUGGUGGGUUAAUCUUGGCUACAAUAAUUCUCUGCUUCAGGUUUCAGAAGAUUUGUCUAAUCUGACGCCUGUUCGCCUUGAACUUCUGCUUGCUCUAAUGCCUUCUUCUUCAAUGACGUUAAAUCCUUUUCAGAAGGAAGAUUUUUCUGUUGUUCCUGUUCGGACAGCAAAAUAUGUUGUAUCAGACAAUCAUACCUCUUCUAGCCUUACUGCUGUUUCUGAAAAUGGCAUCCCAGAGGAGUUAUUUGAAGGAGAAGAUGGUGACACUACCACUGAUAGCUUUGAUUUUGUUGAAGGAGAAGCCGCCGAGUAUCUUAUUACAAGUGCUGCUAAGUAUCAGAAAUUACACGACUCUAAUAAUGCAGAAGAAAAUAGCCUAUCCUUUGGAACAUUAAAUACAAAUAUUGGGGGAUCGAAAUGUGUAACACAAGAACCGGUCGAGAAAAAUAUGGAUAAAUCAUUGAGUGUGAGUUACGAAUCCCAAAACAUUCGAAAAUCAAACUUGUUACUGCACACUUUCAAUCAAGAUAAUAAGUCAUAUUCUACAUAUACAGACUUGGAAGAUGAAUCCAUCAAAACGUCGCCAAACAUGGUGACAACUGACAAUCAAGGGGACCAAAAAUCUGGAUAUACCUUUGAAAUUGAAGAAGCGCUUCAUGAUAGAAAACCAGUAAUUACCGAUCAUAGCAAAGAGGGUGAGAUGAAAAUAGAAGAGAAGGAAUAUGACAAUAGAGAACCGCAACUGACUAUACCAAAUACUUCUCAGAGUGCCCUUGAGAUACGCCUCCUAUCACAAGACAUGUUCGAAGAUUCAGGUAAAAAUAGUUAUACUUCGCCAGAGAAUUCAGAAGGUAAUGAGAAAAAAGAUCUGAAAACACCAAUGAAUAAUGAGGACAACGAAUGUGAUUCAUUAUAUAAGGAACAUGUGACGAAAACACCCGUUAUGCCUCAACAACAAAAAGAUAUUUACGAACACACAAGAGAAAAUGAAACCAAUCAUAAACUUUCAGAUGAAAAACAAAGUACUGAAAAACUUGGAGGUUAUUUACUAGGUAACGAAAACGAGUAUAAAAACGAACCACAGUCUAAAACUUCAUCUAACCAAAAAGAGGAUGUUUCAGUAACGAGUGAUGGUGAAGUAACAGUAAUGAAUAAACAGAGUAACAAUCCUUUAAUAGAAGAAGUCCUAUCUCAGGACUGUGGUGCACCAACUAGCUCUAAUACUCCCACCAUUAUUGCAGAACAACAAAGUGAUUCUAAUUCUGUGACAGUUCUUCAGAAAGAUCGUAUAGUAAUACAACCACAAAAAGACGGUUCACUAAAUGCCUGUCAAUCUCCAGAAGAGAGCGCCUCCUGUAAGACUGUACUAGAAAUUGGAAUCUCUUCUUCUUCUUCGAGUGUACCAACAGAUAGUGUACAUAUCAUCACCACUCCUGCUAAACCUGAUGAAAGCGUUUCUUUGAGUGAAGAGAGAAAAGAUAGUUCAACUGAGCGGACAGAAAUCUCAUCUAAUAAACCAAUAAGUGAGAAUAGUGUACCCAUUAAAAAUACUUUUAAAAUGAAUAGUUCUACAAGUAAAACUGUUCCAAAGCGAGAUAUCUCUCCUUCAAAAACAAAUCUACAGACAAACAAUUUACCCAUUAAAAGUACUUUAAAAACAGGAAAGUCAGCCAAUAAUCAUAAGGAAAAAGCAUCUUCUGAGCAGAUAACAGCACAUUCUGUUCUAUCCCAGGCAAUAUCACAGGAAAGGAAUUCAUUUGGGCAGAUUAUGCCAAAUGAAGCCAAAUCAUUAGAUCAAGAUACAGAACAAGACCAUAGGUUGUCUGACCAGAAUUUUAAAAAUAAGGACACUGAAUUUGAUCCUAGUUGUAAACAAAAUAAGUCACUUAUUCAGACUGAUGAUCUUCUAAAUAACAAGUCACACGAUAAAACAACAAAAGAAUAUAACGUAUCAUUGUAUCAAGAUAAAGUACAUGAAAACAUAUCAUUUGAUCGAAGUACUUCACAUGAAGGCAAAAUGUCAGACAUGGAAAUAGCUGAAGCAGACAGUUCGCUCAUUCAAACCUCAACUAACACGAAUGAUUCCACUGAGAAAGCUAAGCCUUCUAACAAAAAUGUCCAAAAUAAAAAGAAAUGUCCAAGUAAGUUACCAGUUGUUCAAAAAGCUGAAACAUCUUUUCAAAAAACUACAACUAAAAGCAAAACAUGUGUUGAAAUAGGACAACCAAAUCUUACUCAAACAAACAAACCCGGUGUUCGAAAACCUGGAAAAAUUGCAAUUCCCACUUUCUUUGAAUCUCCAAAACCUUGUUCAUCACCACAGGGAACAGAAGUCAGAAAAAUAUUUUCGCUUAAAUCCGUUUCUGAUGCAAGGAAAGCCUUUGAAAAUAAAGUGAAUUCACCAGCUAAAGAAACUGAUACACACAAAAUAUCAGAAAAAACAAAAGAUUCAAAAACUGCUCCCUCUAGUGAAAAUUUCACUAAAUCUUCAAACACGCCUGUAACGACAUCACCCACGUCUCCAUCAAGUACGCCACGGAUAACUGGUUCAAUUGAUGAUUCCUCAAAAAGAAAAAGUCCGUCUCCAAUCAAAUCCCCACCAGUAAUCGAAUCCUCCAUGUCUUCAAAUUUGAUACAAUCAUCGCCCAUAAAGCCAGGGAAGGGCCAGUCACCUCCAACCUCAAAGGCAAUAAAAGGAUCCCCUACCUCUCAAGAAACACCAUCUUCAUGUAAAGUUUCAAAACCAUCAUCUUCUGUACCCACUAGCAUUUCUCGGAGAGGAAGUUCCUCUCGAAGAUCUCGCUCUCCUGAAAAGAAGAAUUCUAGUCAAGCCCAGUCCAGUUCACCAGAAGGCAAAAAUUGUAAGCAACAUACAAAUAAAAAUACUCUGUCCUUAAAUCACAGUCUGACUACUUGUAAAGAUGAACAAACCAAAAUAGUUCUCAAAAAUAAAAUUUUGAAGGAGGAGUCGGUAAAGCAAGAAAUAAUAUCUGAGAUAUUAGCUGAAGAAAAGCAACAUGGUGAUACACUGAACAUAAACACUGCUUUAACGACGCAAGAUACAUCUUCAGAAAAAGAAAAAACAAAAGGAAACAAAACCACGCACGAAAGACAAGAACGUGAGCAAUUCUUGUCGACUAAAAGUCCUGCCGUUACUGGCAUUGAAGUGAUCAAACAAAAAGAAAUGUCAAGAAAAACUGAGAAUCCAGCAAUAUCAGAUAAAAACACACAGGAAAGACAAUCUUUGUCAACUGAAAGUUUUAUCACUGAUGACGUACAAAUGAUUAAACAAAAAGAACCACCCAGAAAGGCUGAGAACCUACCAAAAACAGGUAAAAACACGCAGGAACCAUUGUCGACUGAAAGUUUUAUCACUAAUGAUGUACAAAUGAUUAAACAAAAAGAACCACCCAGAAAGGCUGAGAACCUACCAAAAACAGGUAAAAACAUGCAGGAACCAUUGUCGAUUGAAAGUUCUAUCACUGAUGAUGUACAAAUGAUUAAACAAAAUGAACCACCCAGAAAGGCUGAGAACCUACCAAAAACAGGUAAAAACACGCAGGAACCAUUGUCGAUUGAAAGUUUUAUCACUGAUGAUGUACAAAUGAUUAAACAAAAUGAACCACCCAGAAAGGCUGAGAACCUACCAAAAACAGGUAAAAACACGCAGGAACCAUUGUCGAUUGAAAGUUUUAUCACUGAUGAUGUACAAAUGAUUAAACAAGACAAACCAUCCAGAAAGGCUGAGAACCUACCAAAAACAGGUAAAAACACGCAGGAACCAUUGUCGACUGAAAGUUUUAUCACUGAUGAUGAACCAUUGUCAGCUGAAAAUUUUUCCACUGAUGACAUACAAAUGAUUAAACAAAAACAACCAUCCAGAAAGGCUGAGAAACUAACAAAAGCAGAUCAAAACACACAGGAAAGACAAGAACAUGGUGAACCAUUGUCAGCUGAAAGUUCUACCACUAUUAAACAAAUAGAACCACCCAUAAAGGCUGCAGAUCUAAUAAAAGGAGGUAGAAACACGCAGGAAAAACAAGAACAUGAGCAACCCUUGUCGACUGAAAGUUCUUCCACUGAUGGCGUACAAAUAAUUAAACAAAAAGAAAUAUCCAGAAUGGCUGAGAACCUAACAAAAGCAGAUCAAAACACACAGGAAGGACAAGAACAUGAGCAAUCCUUGUCGCCUGAAAAUUCUGACACUGAUGAUAUUCAACUUAUUAAACAAAAAGAACCAUCGGGAAAAUUUGAAGCUGUCACAAAAACAAGUCAAAACACACAUGAAAGACAAGAACAUGUACAAUCCUCGUCGACUGAAAGCUCUGUCAUUGAUGAUAUACAAACAAUUAAAGAAAAAGAUCCAUCGAGAAAAAUUGAGGGUGUCAGAAAAAUAAAUAAAAACAUACAGGAAAGUCAAGAAUGUGACCAACCCUUGUCGACUGAAAGCCCUAUCAUUGAUGAUAUACAAGUAAUUGAACAAAAAGAACCACACAGAAAGGUGAAAUCUGAAACAAGAGAUCAACCAAUAAACAUUUUGUCUGAUCUUAGCAUAAAUCUUUCAGUGCAGACUCCAACUGAAUUCAACACCAAUGAACAGCCUACUGCAGAUAAUCCUUUGAUAAAAGACCCUUUCAAAGAAGACUUAACAGAUAUAAAAGAAACUUUUACUUCCAAAAAUGUGGAUUCUGUGUCUGACAGCAACUUAUCGGUUCCAUAUGAAUACACGAAUACUGUAUCUACCCCUAGAGCUUCUAAAAUUUCACAGGAAGAAACAGCAUUAUCUUCCAAAAACAAGACAAAAGUUUCGUUAAAGCCAAUUUCUUAUUCAACUCCAGUAACACCUCAAAUGUUACACAAGGUUUAUGACACUGACUUAAAUUGCGUGGGAAGUAAACAAGAAGUGUUAAGAAAUAUUUGUACUGCAUCUAAUGAGCAAAUAAAUAAUUUAAACACCAAAGAAUUCUCGAUAGGUAGGAGACAGACUAGCUCUAGCAGUGAGUCAGAUAUGAAUAUAGAGACGGAAAACAACAGGGCUGAUCUUAGGAGACUGUCACCAGAAGGUGCUUCUGAAAAACAGUAUUAUGGAAACAGCAAUGUUCGGAUAAACAGCGGAAGUGACAAAAAUGAAUCUAACGUGCCCCCGCAGAUAACGCGUAGCUACCGAAAGUUUACCUUUAAUAGCGACGGGUCCUGCGUUACAGAGACAGGCAAAAUAUAUGCAACCCCAGCUGGAGGGGGAACGUGGACUAAAGUAGAAAGAAAAACCAAAAUCACAAAUAAACCAGAUCAAAACGAUGAUGAUUUUGAAAAAGUACAGCACAUUCAAUACAAAGAUGUUACAAGCGAUGUGCACAGAUCGGACAGCCGUAGUUCCUCGGGUUCUAACGACAUUUUGGAUGGACCUUUCUUCAGAAAUGCAUAUGAAACAUCUUGGAACAGAAAGGAAGAUAAUUUUGCACAUAUAAAUAAAAAUCGCAAACAGAGGGCAAAGGAAUGGCUUCAGGGAGAAACUUUAGGUGGUCAGUCCACGGAUAAAGAAUCAUCUGACAAUGAGGACUAUUUUGAUAUUCAUUUUGAGGAUACCGACACUGUUACAUGUGAAUCACAAGGUCUUUGGCGGUUUCUACAAACAGUGAACCAGGAUUUGAUAGCUAGAUUGCAGUCCUUUAGAAACCGUACUCUGGCUUCUUCCUCUCGGCCCAUUAGACAACACUCUUUAAGGAUGCCUUCAAAUCAACAAAACAAAGGUAAACUCUUAUCAGUAACACGUUCUGUUAGUCAGGAAAGACCCGAAAAAGUUACUUCUAGGAAUAAAGAUCAGCCAGACGAUCUUUGUCAUAUGGGUAAUAAUACUGGAUUAGAAUCUUAUUUGACAUGUCCUCGUUUACAGACCCACUAUCAUGUAGAUUCGACAAGAACAGAAAGACUUCAUAGAGAUCAUCCAGCUAAACACGGUAUGCAUAGAAAAGAUGGUGGUGGUAAAAGCUCGAUCAACAACAAUUCCAAGUCUUAUUCAAUGCAUUCUAGUGAUAUAAAUAAAAUUCCAGAAGAUGAUAAUGGUAAAAGAGAAUCCACUUAUGGAUUUGUUAGACCCAAAGCAUCUCAGAUAGCACGAAAUAAUUCAGUUAUGGAUACUUUGCAGUGUGAAGGAGCAACCAGCAUAAUUAAUGAUAGUAAUGUUCAGACUUCAGUACAGACACACAAUUCUCAGGUAGCUUAUCCACGAGAAUUAUCGGAAAAUAGACGCCAGAAUGUGGAAGAAUGGCUUCUUAAAUCUGAGUUAGGACAAGAAGGUGCCAAUAUUUCCGACUCAAGUAGACGAGAUAAAUGUAAAAUAUCUUUCAGCAAAGACAGAUGCCAGUCUGACCCUGCCUUUUUACAAACUGGUCAACACAAAACAGAAUAUAAUUACCAUGGAAAUCAAAUGGGAAUGGAUUCGACACGCAAACCUUCCAUGUUAGAUGCAACAGAAGAUCAGCUGCCUUUGAAGACACCUGCAGACAAAGGGAUAUUGGCUAACGACCAAUCUAGUUCAUUUAGUCAUAGUUAUAAAAAUUACGAGCAAUUCUUAAACUCUAAAUCGUCAAUUUUGGAAAGCACUUCAGAGCCUCAUCAUGGGCCUUCUCCUAGUUCCGAAAAAAAUACCACCCAGGAAAAGAUGCAACAUAUUCCAUGUCCACAGUCACUCUUUGUCAACGUUAACAAAGAUGAUGACUUAUCAUACAAUGAAGGGUGCCAUAAGAAAAGAAUGUUCCCAGUUAGCAGUCAAGGAAGGCCAGUGUUCCGCAUUAACCUUCCAUUUAGUAAAAGUAAUUUAAAUAUGCAGAGUGUUACGUCAGAAUUCCAUAGGCAGCCAGAGCCACUUAACAAACGAUGGAGUGAAGAAUCAGUGGCUACUUCUACUCCUCCAAAAAGUUCUUUGCUCGAUGCACUGAUGAAUCGUGGAUAUCGCCAUGUCAUGUCACAAAGACUGUGUUCUAUGGGGCCCACAAGUUCUUUAGCAAUUAAUGAAGAGAAUCUUGUCGAUUCCAAUAAAACCACAAAAGAAACACUCGGUGCUGAACUAGAUAAAGAAAGCCAGUUUCAAAGCAAUGAACCAAUGCAAGACCACUGUCCUGGAAAAGAAAAUAAUGACAGUGAAAAGGAGAUUAAAUAUGAAGAAAAGUGUGGCGAAGGAGAGAUGAAACAAAACAGUUUCAGCAGCAUUCAAAAAGAUAAGAAUGAAUCAUCUGAUACUAACAAUAUUCCUCACACUGAUAACGAUAAAGACCAGAGAAUGAGUGAAAAUUACGUUGAUGAAUGUAGGAGAAAACCUAAAUCUAGUAUACCAGUAAAAACGAAGGUAAAAGGGAAGGCAGAUAUGUCAGAAGACUCAUCUACACUAGAGAAUGUGGAUAAAGCUCUUACAAAUGAGGACUACCAAGUGCAACAAAAAGGAAAAGAGGGCAACCAGUUUCCAAGAGAAGAAGAGUCUGUAAGCGAACGAAUACUACGAAAGAGCUUUUACUCCAGGUUUAAUGAUGAUCGUCAAAGCAGGAGGCGUCGAUCUAGCUACCGAGAUAAUGAAAUUCUACAAGACUUGAAAAAUGCGGGUCUCUCAGGAAGUAUGUGCAGUCUGUCCUACACUGACGAGACUUCUGAUACAGAUAGUAUUUGGGUUCCAUCUUCUAGAAGAGGAUCCUUAAGAAAUAUCCCGAUGGAAGAUAACUUUAGUCGAGAACAUAGCAGAGAAAGAGCAAGAAGAUUGUCUACUAGACUGGAAGAUUACGCUGAUUUGCCAGAUACGCAAAACCCAUCCAGAAGGACCCAGAAGAAAGAUUAUUUAUCUCAGCAUCAAUGGGCGAUGACGUUGCAGUUAUCUGAUAAUAUUGAUAGUGACGUAUUUAACGACGAAAAAAAGGACUCGAUAUCAUAUUCAGCGUCAAGAAAAUCUGAAAAUGUGAGAAAGAACAAGUCAGAUCGUGGUCGCUUUUCCCUUUAUGAACCAAGCGUAUCGUGUGCCCCGGGAAGUGGAAACGUUAGUUUUUUUGAGAGGCAGAGGGCGUUAUUGGGGAACAGGCCAUCCUCGUCUCGCGGCUCUUACCUCCACAGUACUAUGAGCUCUAGUUAUCAAAACCUUUUGCAUGAUGCAAAUUAUCUUGACUACGAUGAAAUUCCCAGAAGAAGACCUUCGUUAGCAAAUUCUACGUUUUCAUUGGUAGAAGAAAUGGAGGAUUUUGAAGACUAACUAAACAACUAAAGCGAUACCGUUGCUAAGUGAACUUGAAAAGCCUCAGCAAUUGAACAUGGGUGUCACUAACUGUAAGGACCAAGAAAUAAGAGGGCUGGACCGCUUUUUCUUGUUAUCUGUGAUGGUUAAUGUGCCCCGAGGCCUUGUGAUGAUCUUCAUAAAAAUCUCAUAUUGACCACUUCGUGACGCCGUUUUUCAUGUGUGUGCGUGUGUUCCGGAGUCAAAGAGUUGCUCCUGCACCGCAACUGAACUCUGUGUAUAGUUUAGAAGAAUGAAUGGGGCGCCGUAUUUGUUUUACCCAAUAUUUUCAAACCCAGAAAACAAGAAACUGUCUGUUUAAACUUAUACGUUUUUUUUUUGUUGUUGUUGUUAAAUUAAGCUUCUUGAAAAUUAUCCAAGAAAAUUUGAGUAGGUGAAUUUUUUUGCAUGAAAAAUCGUUGGAUAGUGGAAUUUUCUGAUAUAUACAAGUUUCCAAGCCAGAUGUAUUUUAUGAGGUUUUGUUGUUUAUUAACGAAUUAUUUGAUUGUCCUUUUUAGAUAUAUAUUUAAAAACUUUUGAAUGUGAUGAAAACCUGU